AUGGGCAAAAAGUGCAGUCCCAAUCAAAAUAGUCUUAAAAGAUCCUUCUGUGUUUCCACGUCAGAGACAAUAUCGCCUACACCCAGAGACAAAAAAGGGCUUAUUAAAGAUCAUUCAGAACCUCAAACAACAGAAAUUAUAGUGCCCUGCAGUAGCCCAUGUAAUACACCCAUUUUAGGAAUUCAAAAACCCAAUGGGGAAUGGCAAUUAGCCCAGGACCUCAGAAUAAUUAAUGAAGAAGUUGUUCCUCUCUACCCUAUAGUUCCUAAUCUUUACACUCUGUUAUCUGAGAUUCCAGCAGCCACUGCUUGGUUUACUGUGUUAGAUUUAAAAGAUGCCUUUUUCAAUAUACCUUUAGACUCCCAAUCACAGUAUCUGUUUGCUUUUGAGGAACCAGAUAGGAGAUCUCAAUUAACCUGGACAGUAUUACCCCAAGGAUUUGGAGAUAGCCCUCAUCUGUUUGGCCAAACCCUAGCUAAGGACUUAACAGAAUUCAGAAAUGAAACAUCUGUGACUGUCCUCCAAUAUGUAGAUAACAUGCUUUUAUGUGCCUCCACUCAAAAGGAAUGUCAAGAAGCCACUAAAGAACUUUUAAAUUUCUUAGCUGAUAAGGGUUAUAAAGUCGCAAAGAUAAAAGCUCAGUUGUGCCAAAAACAAGUUCAAUAUUUAGGAUUACAGAUGUCUCAAGAAACCCUCAAACUAGGGCCAGAAAGAAUAACCUCUAUAGGACAAUGUCCUCUACCUCAAACCAUAAGGCAACUUAGAGGCUUCCUAGGGAUAACAGGAUACUUUCAAUUUCUUUUACCCUUACAGAUCAACCUUCAGAUUUCUACCAUUGUUAAAUCCCAUGUAGGCUCAUCUAAUUCUUGCCUUCCACCAUCAACACCGUUAACAUGUCACAGUCAUAAGGAUGGCUAUUAUCAGAUUUGGGAUGGAGAUCUAUGGCUCACUCUCACUAUUGGGCAUUUAAACCAAGAAGCCCCAAUCUGUUGGGAACAACAUAACCACACCUAUGACUUAUGGCCUAAUGCUACUCCAGAAUUAGGAUGGACUCCAGAACCACUAUGCCAACAAAUUAUGGUUUAUAACAAUGAUUGGUUUGGAACAGAUUGGCUCUCUAGACCUAAAAUUAUUUGGCCAUCACCCAGUGGGACACAAUGGCCAUGUGGAACCAACUUAUGGCCCUGGUUUCCCCCAGGCUGGAUAAGGUGAUGUACUAUUUGGUACCUCUGGAUGCAGGGGAGAUGGACCCCAAAUAUAGAACAGCCAGCAAACAUCCCCAAUCUCAAACAUAGAUGGGGACAAUCUGUGUUUUGUUGGUAUGAUCAUCUAGCUUCACUGUUUAUUCCACCAACUGGUUUAGAAGAUGUAAUGUGGCACAUGGAAAUUUUAAACAAUUACACUUAAACUGCCCUCCAUGAGGUUGAGGAAAGCAUCUUCCUCCUUAACACUGAAGUAACACUUAUGAGGAAGGCCAUCUUACAAAGCCAAAUGGCUUUGGAUGUCCUCACUGCAGCUCAAGGCGGAACUUGUGCUACUAUUAAAACUGAAUGUUGUGUUUACUUCCCUGACAAUUCUGGCAAUGUGACUAAUAUCCUUAAAGAUUUACAUGCUCUAAUAGAAGCCAUGUCCUCGCCAGCCUUGUCAUGGGAACAGUUUCUUAGCUCCUGGUUCUCUGGUACCUCCUGGUGGAAAACAUUGUUAGUGUCUGUCAUUGUCAUCAUAUUUGGCAUAUUCCUAUGCUGUGGCAUUUAUUGUUGCAUUAAUCUCAUUCCAGUACUAAUAACUUAUUGUUUCUCUUAUAGACCACCCAUCACUCAAAUGACCCUCCAGCCUGUUAGUUCUCAAUCAGACUUUUAUCUUGGACCACUCAAUAGACCUGAUUUUUUAAAAAAGGAACUCCAAACUGCUUGCUUCAUACCACCCUCUUCCAGCUCAAAGAAGCCAGAGUGGUCAUCAUCCCCUUUCCUUAUAGCAGUAAGGAGUUCCUAAAAUUAGAGGGGGAAAUGAAGCCAGAUUUAAAGAUAGGUAGUUAGUGUACUUAGGUAAAUUGGGUCUAAUAUCAAGUACAUAAAGAAAAUGGAGACCAUAUGGAGAAUGGAGUUCAGGAAACCAGAACAAUACCUGGGGAUUUUGAAAUGUUAAUGUCCUCAAAGCCCAGAACCCACCCUAAAGAACUGUUAAUGAAGUAGCUCUCAGCAAACAGGGAGGUGAUAAUCAAACCACCCCAGGCCCUUCCUGCCCAGAUUACUCCUCCCCACCCCAUCAGUCCACCUACAUCCAGCUUUUGGCCUUCCCACCUGAAUUCUAUCACUGCAGGACAGAGGGAAACAAAGGACAGGAAUGUGGGAGGACUAAAAGAAGACCUUAGAUAUAAAAAAGAGAAGUCCUCCCCUUUUCACAGAUUCCGCCUUUUGGGUCCCCUUCUUCCUUUGGGAGGAAGUCUUUUCUGCUGUCCUUUAAUAAAUCCUUCUACUUUCCAUUCUACACUUGCCUGGGCGUGCUUCUCUGGUGCUAUACUUUAGCAUUUUGGGAAGCAAGGAUUCGUCACUGGUAAACAGCAGUAACAAUUGGUGGUGGGUAAUAUGUAACUUUUUGAGUUAUUAAAGAUGACGACGACAGAGAGGGGUAGGUAUCCUUUUGUCUACCAUCCUUCUGUCUGUCUGCACCUUCCCUGUGUGUCUGUGUUUGUCCUUUGUGCUCCUCUUCCACAGGUAUUC
This is a messenger RNA of Marmota monax (woodchuck), 2720 nucleotides long. RefSeq lists its product as uncharacterized. The record is from RefSeq and is a predicted model, not a curated record. NCBI's taxonomy places the organism in Eukaryota, Metazoa, Chordata, Mammalia, Rodentia, Sciuridae.